Brassica oleracea var. oleracea is the source of this 2549-nucleotide messenger RNA. Its product is annotated as putative U-box domain-containing protein 50. NCBI's taxonomy places the organism in Eukaryota, Viridiplantae, Streptophyta, Magnoliopsida, Brassicales, Brassicaceae. Gene Ontology annotation, biological process: protein phosphorylation; protein ubiquitination. The coding region runs from base 126 to 2525 and encodes 799 amino acids. Gene Ontology annotation, molecular function: ATP binding; protein kinase activity; ubiquitin-protein transferase activity. The record is from RefSeq and is a predicted model, not a curated record. The transcript has 6 exons.
CAAAAAUACGAAAAGUCAAAAAUCUUUCUCUCUCAAGAUACAAUCACAUAAAAUACCAGAUCGAAACUCUGUCUUCGAAAACCAUUCAUCAGAUACAAAACACACAGGAAAAGAAAAAAAACAAGAUGGAAGAAACUCAGAAUCAGGUAUUGGAAGAAGAAGCAAAAGGAUCAACGACGGUGGAGAAAGUGUAUAUAGCCGUAGGAAACGAUUUACAAGAAGGUUUCAAGACGAUCGAUUGGGCUUUAAAGAAAUGGGACAACAUACCAAUCUCCAUCGUUCUUCUCCACCUCUGCAGCAUUUCUCAAGAUUUCGUCUACACCCCUUUUGGGAAGCUCCCAGCGAGUUCUGUGAGCGAGGAGAAGCUUCAAGUACUGAGAAAGUACGAAGACCAAAAGAUCAACAAGUUGUUGUCUAAAUACGUUACUUUUUGUAAAAAGUUACAGGUGGAAGCAGAGUUACACAAGGUGGAGAAGGAAGACGAUUCAAUCCAAGUGCUAAUCUUAGAUCUGAUCACAAAGCUCCGAAUCACAAAACUCGUCAUGGGAAUCACUUUCAUGAGAUCUUCUUCAUCUUGGAAAUCUAAGAGUGCGAUAAGCGGAUCGUUCCACAUAUAUCAGAAUAAACCGGAUUUUUGCGAGUUUUAUAUAAUCUGUGGAGGCAAAAUGGUUUUGCUAAAGAGAGAGAACGAUGCCAACAACAAUAUUAGAAGCUGGAUUGGUAAAAUGUUCCAUGAUCCGGGGAGAAACUUAGACCGUUCAUCUAACGGCAGUGAUGAUCCAGCGGCUAGUGGAAGUCCAUGGGAUAAGAACUUGCAGGAGAUGGAGAUUUAUUUCCAGCAACUGUUGAGUUUAAAUCUUGAAGAAGACGAUGAAGACAAUGUCCAAGAAGAAGAGGAUGAAGAUGGUGGUGACGAGGUGGCACUAGACGUGCUGCAACAUUUGAAUGUAGGAGAGAAGUUAGAGUAUGUGAGAAGAAAGGUGAAUGAAGCCAAGCUGAUGAUAGAUGAGAACAUGAGAGAAGUCAAAGUCAACGCUGAGAGAUCAGACAAAGCUGAAUGGGCUAUCUCUUUAUGCAACUGCAGAAUUGAAGAGCUUGAAGCUGGGAUCAAAGAAGAAACCGAGAGACGAGAGAAGCUUCAAGGGACGCUAGAUUCAGACAGAGAAUGCAUUGAACAAACAAAGAACGACGUCGAAAAAGGAAAAGCAAAGCUAGUUUCUCUUGGGGAGCUUCGAGAGGAGCUCUCAAGCAAGGUUGAGACAAUGAGGGAAGCUAAACAGCGAGCAGAAGCUGAGCUAGAGAGGGUCGCGUUAGAGAAAGGAGAGAUGAUAAUGGAGAUCGAGAAGCUUAAGAACCAAAGAGAUGUUUUCAACCGUAGGAUUGAGUUUUGCAAAGAGAAAGGGCUGUUGGACUCCAAGGAAGAAGAAGUAAAGUGUGGGUAUAGAGAGUACGUUGCAGAGGAUAUAAGACUGGCCACAGAGAGUUACUCUGAUCGCUUGAGGUUAAAAUCUGGCGGUAACUGGACGAAUGUGUACCGAGGGAGGAUCAAACACACAACAAUGGCUGUGAAAGUGAUCGGCGACCGUUUAUCAUCGGAUGAGGAGUUUGCAGCAAAGGUGAAGCUUUUGAAUGAGAUUAGGCAUCCUAACUUGGUAGCAAUAGCUGGAUUCUCUUCAGAGAGGCCUAAGUGCAUACUCUUCGAGUAUAUGCAUAGUGGGAAUUUAAGGGACAAUCUAUUCACAUCGCAGAGGAAAUCAAGAAGAAGCAAGAUACUUAAAUGGCACGAUAGGAUUCGUAUAGCUCACCAGGUCUGCUCCGGACUCGGGUUUCUACAUUCCGUUAAGCCGAAACCGAUCGUCCACGGUCGUCUCACGCCUUCCAAGAUCCUCUUGGACCGUAACCUUGUAGCUAAAAUAACAGGUUUUGGACUUGUAAUGCAUAGUGACCAGUCUGAUACAAAGCCUGAUGUUAUGGCUUUCGGAGUAUUGCUACUUCAUCUUUUAACCGGGAGAAACUGGCCCGGUUUGCUGAAGGCGAUGUCGAUGAACCAGGCGAGUAUCCUCAGGGAUUUGGACCAAACGGCUGGUAAGUGGCCGUUGGAGUUAGCUAAGGAGUUCGGUGCACUUGCGGUGAAAUGCUCUUCGGUUAACAGAGGAGGGAACAUGGAUUUUUCGACGAAAGAGAUCAUGGAGGAGCUUGGUAAGAUUAUGGAGAAAGCUAAUGAGUUUAGAACCAAAGGAGGAUACGAGGAAGCAACUAACUCAAAGAACGAUGAAGCGGAUCCGAAUGAUAUACCGAGUGUUUUCAUAUGUCCUAUACUUCAAGAAGUGAUGAAGAAUCCACAUAUUGCAGCAGAUGGGUUCUCGUAUGAGCUUGAGGCUAUAGAGGAGUGGCUAAGCAUGGGACAUGACACAUCUCCUAUGACGAAUCUGAGACUGGAUUAUCAAGUUCUAACACCGAACCAUACUCUUCGUGCUCUCAUUCAAGAUUGGCAUAGCAAAAAAGCAGCACAAGCUUCCUCCUAAGUUUCUACUUUUGUAUACAUACAC